Messenger RNA from Scatophagus argus, 3327 nucleotides. Its product is annotated as Golgi phosphoprotein 3-like. The transcript has 5 exons. Gene Ontology annotation, cellular component: cytosol; Golgi cisterna; trans-Golgi network. The coding region runs from base 217 to 1098 and encodes 293 amino acids. The record is from RefSeq and is a predicted model, not a curated record. Lineage: Eukaryota; Metazoa; Chordata; Actinopteri; Scatophagidae. Gene Ontology annotation, biological process: Golgi vesicle budding; Golgi organization; Golgi to plasma membrane protein transport. Gene Ontology annotation, molecular function: phosphatidylinositol-4-phosphate binding.
UGCUACGUCACUGCCACUGCCACCAUGUUGGAUCAGGAAGUGGGCAGAGUCGAAGCAGGAAUCCCGAGCCGAGCUUAACGUAAACGGCUGUCUUUAUUCGAUCGGUAAACCGUUUCACCGUUCUCCCUUUUAACAUUCAGUUUACAUGCUGCGUGGCUUUCUGGCUGGUCGGGGUAGGCGUUUUUCUUCGGAUCUAAUCGUUUUGCAGCAACAGCUAUGGCCUCUCUCACGCAGCGAACCUCGGGCCUCGUUCAGCGGAGGACCGAGGCCAUUCGCAGCGCCGCCGCCGACAGGGAGAGGGAGUCCGUCGCCGAGGAGGAUGAAGUGCGCCGCGGUGAGGAGGAGGACGACGACAAGGCGGACUCGAAGGAAACAAGGCUCACGCUGAUGGAGGAAGUGUUGCUCUUGGGCCUCAAGGAUCGAGAGGGAUACACGUCUUUCUGGAACGACUGUAUUUCUUCCGGUCUCCGCGGCUGUAUGCUGGUUGAACUGGCCCUCAGAGGGAGGUUACAGCUGGAGGCCUGUGGUAUGAGGAGGAAAAGCCUGCUCUCAAGGAAGGUGAUCUGCAAGUCAGAUGCCCCGACAGGAGAUGUGCUGCUGGACGAGGCCUUGAAGCACAUAAAAGAAACCCAGCCUCCAGAGACUGUCCAGAGCUGGAUAGAGCUGCUGAGUGGAGAGACAUGGAAUCCCCUGAAGCUGCACUACCAGCUGAGAAACGUUAGAGAGCGUCUGGCAAAAAACCUAGUUGAGAAAGGUGUCCUCACCACAGAGAAACAGAACUUCCUGCUUUUUGACAUGACCACACAUCCACUCACCAACAGUACCAUUAAACAGCGCCUCGUCAAGAAGGUCCAGGACUCCGUUUUGGAGAAGUGGGUCAAUGAUCCCCACCGCAUGGACAAGCGGGUUCUGGCCCUGAUCCUCCUGGCCCACUCAUCCGAUGUCCUUGAGAAUGCCUUCGCCCCACUCCAAGACGACCAGUAUGACCUCGGCAUGAAGAGAGUCCACACUCUGCUUGAGCUAGAGCCGGAGAAAGAGUGCACAAAGCCCAAUGCCAAUGAACUUAUGUGGGCUGUGGUAGCGGCAUUUACUAAAUGAGAACACCUGAUUGGUUGGACUGGAAGAUCUGGCUAUGGUCUGUGUUAUUUAAUUGGUUGAAGGACUUCACAUAAUGAGACGGACUUCACUUUAAUGAGACAAUCUAUUUUGGUGGUAGUCCAUAUUAACCCAUUGCAAUCAGAUUGGUGGUGGGCUUCACCAAGUAACAUUUAGUUGGUUGGAAUGGUCUCUAAAUGGAAAAUGACUGGCUGCUUUCACACAGUGAGAUAAAUUAUCUGCCACUGCUGGGCUGGAUGUACUUGUAAACAUCAACACUCUGAACAGAUGGGCUUCUGUUUAUGAUAGAUGACAUCAAAGAACAAGGCAGGUGGCAGCAGUAGUCAUGGUGAAUAUGAAGAUUUUGACUGGGGCCAAGUUUCCCUCUACGCUAAGGAAGCAUCUUCUCUCCAUUGCUACAAGAUCUCACCAGAUUCAAGUCCUCGUCUCGUCUUCUCACCACACUUUCCCCUCAUGCUUAUGCAAGGAUAAAGGAUAGCAAAUCACACUGCUACAGAUGCUCUUUGCACUCAUGCAGGUUUCCUGCUUCCAUCUAUUCAUUCCCAAUUAUUUUGGGAGUAGAUGCUUUGCGUUACUGUUAGAAUAGACUGCCUGAAUGUUUUACCAGUUCACUCUGUCUGCUCAUUAAAUGAUCUUUUCUCCUUUCCCCCUCACUGCAUUUUGAGGAGGAAAGAGAGAACACAAACGCUCAAGCUCAGUUGCUGCAUCAGUAAGAGUGAGCCGGGUAAUUUGGCCUUUAUAGUCUCUUGACCUAAAUGAAGAAUUAAACCUUGAGUUUAGCAGAGCUCUUUACCUUAUUAGUUUGCCGUUUUUGAAAUGGGUCCAUUCUGUGUUUAGAAGAUGAAAGUAGUCUUCCAUUUGUAUUUAUGUUGCUAGUCGAUGCUUGGAGUAGCCUGCCAUUUAUCAACUAUUUUGCACAGUCAAUAGUCCUGUAGAUAGAAUCGUAUUUGUAGAAAUUUUUCUUGGGUUGAGUAACACAUUUGUUAGGAUGAGAUUGAAAAUAAUGAACCUCAGCAACUAUGGUCAAAAAAAGAAAAGAUCUCACUUAUUUUUCUACAGUAGUUGAAUUCUUUAUGAAUACUUAAAAAUCAUUCCUCUGGUUAUAUGGAAAAGGUUCUGCUCAUAUUUAGGUUGUCCUCAAGUGUAAGUUGAGAUGUGACAUGCAGGAAAAGCCCACGGGAAUCUAAUCUGUUCUGAUCUGAAUUAUUUUCAACAGCCUACACAGGAUCUACAAUGUGGUUGUUUGCUUACAUAUGUGGGCUGAAAAAUGUUAACUGAACACAAGAGUACAUUCAUCCAAAUAAAACAGACUUCCUCACUUGACACUAGUCUUGCAGGUAGUUUUGAUUUUAUCAUUUCAGGUCCUUAUCAGCGGUUUAAAAAAAGAAUAAAAAUGAAAAAUGUUAGGCUUUCUGGAGUUUCCUAAGACAAACCCACAGACACACCUUUUUGUUUUUUACCUUGGAACUACUUUGCACCAAAGAGAUCAUACCUGAGAACUGUUCACAGCAUGUUUUUGUGGAUUUAUACAUAGCAGCAGAGGCAGGUGCGACAGUGUGUUUUGUCAUUCAGGUGAACUGACCCAACCGGAGUUUCCAUCUGACAAUAUAAUCCUUCUUUCAGUUUUCUAUGUCAUGCCACAAUUAGAGGUAAUUUCUAUCUGAUAGGCCCAUAUGGACAUGUUUCAUACCUGCAGAUGAUGGGAGGGUUACCUUGGCCCCAGAUGAAUCAGCGCUAUAGACUGAAGCUGUUCAACACAAUGUUAUCCAUUGGAACAAAAAAAAAAAAACACCCCACAAAAAAUUCAAACACGCAGGUCGGGAAAAACUUGUUUCAGUGUAACAUCAUGAUUUGUAAUUUGUAAACCUCAUUCUGGUCUCAUAAGUGUGAUCUGUGUAUUAACUUGCAUUAUGUUUCACGGCAUACUUUAUAGUUCCGUCUUUUGUGUUUUUUCCUACCUACAUAAUACCAAUAGGUAUGAAGAAGUGUUAAGAUCCGUUUACAGCAAAGAGACCAUGCAUGCUAUUGGUGGAGGGCUGGGGUACUUGUGGAUGUAGCUAAAGAGAAAAGGCUUGUAUGUAAUUAUUAGUCAUUUUAUGUGUACGAUCUAAUGGAAUUCAAUGAAAGGGAUCUUCUCUCCUAUCCUGUAUAAUUCUGUAUGCUUUUGUAUUACACAAAAUAAAGUAAGGAUCCUUUAAGUGCCUGAAUUUA